Pipistrellus kuhlii (Kuhl's pipistrelle) is the source of this 8499-nucleotide messenger RNA. RefSeq names its product trinucleotide repeat containing adaptor 6A (gene TNRC6A). The record is from RefSeq and is a predicted model, not a curated record. Gene Ontology annotation, molecular function: nucleic acid binding. Gene Ontology annotation, biological process: positive regulation of nuclear-transcribed mRNA poly(A) tail shortening; miRNA-mediated post-transcriptional gene silencing. Lineage: Eukaryota; Metazoa; Chordata; Mammalia; Chiroptera; Vespertilionidae. The coding region runs from base 373 to 6270 and encodes 1965 amino acids. Gene Ontology annotation, cellular component: nucleoplasm; P-body. The transcript is spliced from 27 exons.
CAUCCGAACAGCGCGGCGACGCCGUCGGGCUCGGACCCCGGCCCGCGCUGUGCGGGCGCCCGGGCGGCGGCAGGAGGGACGGGCGGGGGGCAGCGCUCGGCCCGGCGGUUGCCACGGGCUCGGCCGGCGCGGGCCCAGUUGCUAGGUCUCCAUCUUGAGGCGGCGGCGGGGCGCCCCGGAAGGGGUUGCGGAGCGGGGCAUUCACUUCCGGCCGGGGGCCUGCGGCGGCGGCAGCAGCUGCGGCGGCGGCAGCGGCGGGUCGGUGUAGAAAAUGGCGCUGGCGCGGCCGCUCGGGCCUGUCCCCGCGGCGCUGCGCAGGGCCUGAGGCUCGCGGCCUCGCUCGCCCGCCCCACUCGCUCGUGCACUUUACACAUGAGAGAAUUGGAAGCUAAAGCGACCAAAGACGUAGAGAGGACUCUUAGCAGGGAUUUAGUGCAAGAAGAAGAACAGUUGAUGGAAGAAAAGAAAAAGAAAAAAGACGACAAGAAAAAGAAGGAAGCUGCUCAAAAGAAGCACGUCAAAACCUGGACUGAUUCUGGCUCUCCGGGGAGAAAGAUAAUGUUUGGUGUGUCUUCAAUAUUAAGGACUCCCAUACAAUUGGUCUUAACCACGGUAAGGAAUCUGUAUAGUGCCAGAGCCCCCUCCCUCUGUGUCACAGACAGGGGAAGUAGGGUUAGUGUUGGCAUGGAAAGCAAGGCUCAUGUCCAUGCCACUGAACAAAAAAUCAAAGUGCCAGAACAGAUAAAGCCCAGUGUAAGCCAGCCUCAGCCUGCCAACUCUAAUAACGGCACUUCCACAGCAACCAGCACUAAUAAUAAUGCCAAACGAGCCACAGCCAACAAUCAGCAGCAGCCGCAGCCGCCACAGCAGCAGCCACAGCAGCCACAGCCACAGCAGCCGCAGCCACCACAGGCCUUGCCUCGGUAUCCUCGUGAAGUACCACCACGAUUCCGCCACCAGGAACAUAAGCAGCUUCUAAAGAGGGGUCAGCAUUUUCCUGUCAUAGCAGCAAACCUGGGAUCUGCUGUUAAAGUGUUAAGCAGCCAGUCAGAAAGCAGUGCUUUAACAAACCAACAGCCACAAAAUAACGGAGAGGUGCAGAACAGCAAAAACCAGUCAGAUACUAACCUCAACGCUUCCGAAUCUCAUUAUGAAAAUUCACAGCGGGGACCUGUGUCAUCUUCGAGCAACUCCAACACAGACUCUAAGGAUGCUGUUGUAAACAACUCCCCUGAGAAAGAAGCAUGGCCCUUGGUCCCUGGCAGUGAUCCAGAGUUGGCUUCAGAAUGCAUGGAUGCUGAUUCUGCCUCCAGUUCUGAAUCAGAAAGAAACAUCACUAUCAUGGCUUCAGGGAGCACAGGUGGUGAGAAAGAUGUCCUUCGAAACAGCACUGGACUUGGUUCCCAAAACAAGUUUGUGGUUGGCGGCAGCAGCAAUAGUUUGGGUCGUGGAAGUAGUACUGGGCCCUGGGGCUUCUCCCAUGGAGCCGUGAUAAGCACAUGUCAGGUCUCUGUGGAUGCUCCUGAAAGCAAAUCAGAAAGUAGCAACAAUAGAGUGAAUGCUUGGGGCACUGUAAGCUCUUCAUCAAAUGGAGGGGUAAAUCCAAGCACUUUGACUUCAGCUAGCAACCAUGGUGCCUGGCCAGUAUUAGAGAACAACGGACUUGCCCUAAAAGGGCCUGUGGGGAGUAGUAGUCCUGGCAUCAGUAUUCAGUGCAGUACCAUAGGCCAGAUGCCUAACAAUCAGAGUAUUAACUCUAAAGUGGGUGGUUCUUCUACCCAUGGUACCUGGGGAAGCCUUCAGGAAACUUGUGAAUCUGAAGUAAGUGGUACACAGAAGAUUUCAUUCAGUGGUCAACCUCAGAAUAUCACCACUGAAAUGGCUGGACCAAAUAACACUACUAACUUUAUGACCUCUAGUUUACCAAACUCCGGUUCAGUACAGAAUAAUGAGCUGCCCAGUAACGCGGGGGCCUGGCGUGUGAGCACAAUGAAUCAUCCUCAGAUACAGGUUCCAUCGGUUAUGAAUGGCACUUCCCUUCCUCACCUUAGCAACGGGGAGUCAAAAAGUGCAGGCUCUUAUGGUACUACCUGGGGUGCCUAUGGUUCUAACUACUCUGGAGACAAAUGUGCAAGCCCCGACAGCCAGGCUGAUGGUGACACUGUGAACACAACUCUGAUGCAGCCUGGCAUGAAUGGGCCUGUGGGCACGAACUUUUCAGGCAACGCAAAUAAAGGAGGAGGCCUCUGGGAGUCUGGGCCCACAAAUUCCCAGGGUGCAUCCUGGGGAAGUGGAAAUGGUGCAAACUUGGGAGGAAGUCGAAGAGGAUGGGGAACUCCUGCACAGAACACUGGCACUAAUGUACCCAGCGUGGAGUGGAGCAAACUGCCUGGCAAUCAGCAUUCCAGUGACAGUGCAAACGGCAAUGGUAAGAAGUUUACAAAUGGAUGGAAUUCUACUGAGGAAGAGGAUCAGGGUUCUGCCACAUCUCAGACAAAUGAGCAAAACAGCAUGUGGGCCAAAACAGGAGGUACAGUGGACAGCGAAGGUAGCACAGAGAGCACUGGACGCCUCGAAGAAAAAGUAACUGGGGAGACUCAGAGUAGAGACAGAAGAAGAAUUGAUCAGCACACAUUACUCCAAAGCAUUGUUAACAGAACUGACUUAGAUCCACGUGUCCUCUCCAACUCUGGUUGGGGACAGACUCCUAUUAAGCAGAAUACUGCCUGGGAUACUGAGACAUCACCUAGAGGGGAAAGAAAGACUGACAAUGGGACGGAGGCUUGGGGGAGCUCUGCAACACAGACUUUUAACUCAGGGGCGUGUAUAGACAAGACUAGCCCUAACAGUAAUGAUACCUCAUCUAUAUCGGGGUGGGGAGAUCCCAAGCCUAUUCUGAGGUGGGGAGAUUCCAAAGGCUCAAGCUGCCAGGGGGGAUGGGAAGAUGAUUCUGCUGCUACAGGAAUGAUCAAGAGCAAUCAGUGGGGGCAUUGCAAAGAAGAGAAGCCCAUGUGGAAUGAUUCACAAAAGAACAAACAGGGCUGGGGUGAUGGACAGAAGUCAAACCAAGGGUGGUCUGUUUCUGCCAGUGAUAACUGGGGAGACACGUCAAGGAGUAACCAUUGGGGUGAAGCUAAUAAAAAAUCUAGCUCAGGAGGUAGUGACAGUGACAGGUCUGUUUCUGGUUGGAAUGAACUUGGUAAAACUAGUUCUUUUACGUGGGGAAAUAAUAUAAAUCCAAAUAAUUCAUCAGGAUGGGAUGAAUCUUCUAAACCUAACUCUUCCCAGGGGUGGGGAGAUCCUCCAAAGCCUAGUCAGUCGCUGGGUUGGGGAGAUUCAGCAAAGCCAAUCAGCUCUCCAGACUGGAACAAGCAACCAGACAUGGUUGGGUCUUGGGGAGUCCCUCCGGCUCCAGGCAAACCCUCCGGUACAGGCUGGCUGGGAGGACCGAUUCCAGCCCCAGCCAAAGAAGAAGAACCCACAGGCUGGGAGGAACCAUCCCCGGAGUCCAUACGGCGCAAAAUGGACAUUGAUGACGGAACCUCAGCUUGGGGGGAUCCCAGCAAAUACAACUAUAAGAAUGUGAACAUGUGGAACAAAAAUGUCCCAAAUGGCGGCAGCCGCUCAGACCAGCAAGCACAGGUGCACCAACUGCUGCCAUCUGCAAGUGCCAUCUCAACCCCAGAGGCAGGCGGUGGUUCCGGCUGGGGUGAGCCCUGGGGGGAGCCUUCUACUCCAGCCACAACUGUGGAUAAUGGUACUUCCGCGUGGGGGAAACCCAUAGACAGUGGUCCCAGCUGGGGGGAACCCAUCGCUGUGGCAUCCAACACGUCCACGUGGGGCUCCAGCUCUGUUGGUCCACAAGCGAUAAGCAAAUCUGGACCAAAAUCUAUGCAAGAUGGCUGGUGUGGUGAUGAUAUGCCAUUGCCUGGAAAUCGCCCCACUGGCUGGGAAGAGGAAGAGGACGUGGAGAUUGGAAUGUGGAAUAGUAAUUCAUCUCAAGAGCUUAACUCGUCUUUAAAUUGGCCACCAUAUACAAAGAAAAUGUCAUCGAAGGGUCUGAGUGGCAAAAAAAGGAGAAGGGAAAGGGGAAUGAUGAAGGGUGGAAACAAACAAGAAGAAGCAUGGAUAAAUCCAUUUGUUAAACAGUUUUCAAAUAUCAGUUUUUCGAGAGACUCACCAGAAGAAAAUGUGCAGAGCAAUAAGAUGGACCUUCCUGGAGGAAUGUUACAAGACAAACGAAUGGAGAUAGAUAAACAUAGCCUAAAUAUUGGUGAUUACAAUCGAACGGUCGGGAAAGGCCCUGGUUCUCGGCCUCAGAUGCCCAAAGAGUCUUCCAUGGAGCGCAGCCCUUAUUUUGAUAAGAAUGGCAAUCCCAGUAUGUUUGGUGUUGGAAACACAGCAGCACAACCCCGGGGCCUGCAGCAGCCUCCAGCACAACCUCUCAGUUCAUCUCAGCCUAAUCUCCGUGCUCAAGUGCCUCCUCCAUUACUCUCCCCUCAGGUUCCAGUUUCAUUGCUGAAGUAUGCACCAAACAACGGUGGCCUGAAUCCGCUCUUUGGCCCUCAACAGGUAGCCAUGCUGAACCAGCUCUCCCAACUCAACCAGCUUUCUCAGAUCUCCCAGUUACAGCGGUUUUUAGCACAGCAGCAAAGGACGCAGAGUCAGAGAAGCGUGCCUUCUGGGAACCGGCAGCAGCAAGACCAGCAGGGUCGACCUCUUAGUGUGCAGCAGCAGAUGAUGCAACAGUCUCGCCAACUUGAUCCAAACCUGUUGGUGAAGCAGCAGACGCCACCAUCUCAGCAGCAGUCACUCCAUCAGCCAGCCAUGAAAUCUUUCCUUGAAAAUGUCCUGCCCCACACUACAUCUGAGCUGCAAAAAGGGCCAUCUCCAGUAAAUGCUUUCAGCAACUUCCCUAUAGGCUUGAACUCAAACUUGAAUGUAAAUAUGGAUAUGAACAGUAUUAAAGAGCCACAGUCAAGACUAAGGAAGUGGACUACAGUGGACAGCAUUUCUGUGAACACAUCUUUGGAUCAAAACUCCAGCAAACAUGGUGCUAUUUCAAGUGGUUUCAGGCUGGAAGAGUCUCCGUUUGUUCCUUAUGACUUCAUGAACAGCAGUACUUCGCCAGCCAGCCCUCCAGGCUCAGUGGGAGAUGGCUGGCCACGUGCCAAAUCGCCCAAUGGCUCUAGCAGUGUUAACUGGCCACCAGAAUUUCGCCCUGGUGAACCAUGGAAAGGUUAUCCAAACAUUGACCCAGAAACUGACCCUUACGUCACUCCUGGCAGUGUCAUCAACAAUCUUUCAAUUAACACUGUGCGGGAAGUUGACCACCUCAGGGACAGGAACAGUGGGUCAUCCUCAUCCUUGAACACCACGCUGCCUUCAACUAGUGCCUGGUCAUCCAUUCGUGCCUCCAACUACAACGUUCCCCUCAGCAGUACAGCACAAAGCACUUCAGCCAGAAGUAGUGAUUCCAAAUUGACGUGGUCUCCGGGGUCAGUCACAAACACCUCUCUGGCCCAUGAGCUGUGGAAGGUCCCUUUGCCACCUAAAAACAUCACUGCUCCAUCCCGUCCACCUCCGGGGCUCACUGGCCAGAAGCCUCCCUUGUCUACGUGGGAUAAUUCUCCUCUUCGUGUAGGUGGAGGAUGGGGAAAUUCUGACGCCAGGUAUACCCCAGGGUCCAGCUGGGGUGAGAGCAGCUCAGGGAGAAUAACAAAUUGGCUUGUUCUAAAAAACCUCACACCUCAGAUCGACGGCUCGACUCUGCGCACCCUGUGCAUGCAGCAUGGCCCCCUGAUAACAUUCCACCUGAACCUCCCGCACGGAAACGCUUUGGUCCGCUACAGCUCGAAGGAAGAGGUAGUGAAGGCACAGAAGUCUCUGCACAUGUGUGUGCUGGGGAACACUACUAUUCUCGCUGAGUUUGCCAGUGAAGAGGAGAUCAGUCGUUUCUUUGCACAAAGUCAGUCUCUGACCCCUUCCCCUGGCUGGCAGUCCCUCGGGUCCAGCCAGAACCGGCUGGGCUCCCUCGACUGUUCCCACCCGUUCUCCAGCCGGACUGAUCUCAGUCACUGGAAUGGUGCUGGGCUGGCGGGGACUAACUGUGGAGACCUCCAUGGCACUUCCCUUUGGGGGACCCCCCACUAUUCCACAAGCCUGUGGGGCCCUCCAAGCAGCAGUGACCCCCGAGGAAUGAGCAGCCCCUCCCCCAUCAAUGCUUUUCUUUCUGUUGACCACCUCGGCGGGGGUGGAGAGUCCAUGUGACAGGUAGAGGUAGACUCGUGACCUCGACCUCAAGACGCAAAGGAAAGGGGCACUAAAAGCUGAGCUCGCCGCCUGCAGCGGGGCGCCUGUGGGAACAGCUCUUCUGCACAUUUUCCACUUUGUUUUCCCCGAAACAUAUCAGUUGAAUACUUGAAUCAUGCAGGCCAAUACUAUAAUGUGAAGGUGUCUCGUUACACUCCCACUGGCGCCAUACGUGCUGACCGCGUAGUGAGCUCACCUGUGCGAACUCAUCAUGUUUAGCCUUUGGGUUCUUUUUUUUUUCUUCUUUCUAUUCCCACACCCCCACCCUUACCAUUUUUUUUUCCAAAACCAUUGUUUGGGCUGAUAACAUAUGAGCUUUUACCUUUGCACUGAAUGAUGUUCUCUCCGUCUAAUCGGCAAUAUGGGGGGGCAGCUGUUCCGUGUGAUGUUUACUCAAGGAUGUCCUUAAGGUGUGCGCUCUCUACUAUGCCUUGAUGUCCGCUACCUUACUGUGUGUCGUGGAGUUGGAGAUCACGUUAUGAUGCUGACUUAGGACGAUAAAUGAAAGUGUUGCACCGUUUCUUCAUGUUCUAAAACUAAAGAAUUUCGCUCUGCAGUUUGAAAAACUGUGGCCACAGCUGUGACUUGCAGCCCGCCUGCACCAGGGGCCCUGCACUUUGAACGGGCUUUCCAUUUUCUUUUGAAGGCUCUCACGUUGACCUUCUUGUUUACAGAUUUUUUUGUUUGUUUUUUGAGAAAAAAAAUGUUUACUCUUCCAUCAUUAAAAAAAAAAAAAAGUAAAAGACAAAAAAAAAAGAAAAAAAAGGAGGAUUUAAAAGAUGCUUUCUAUCUCUGGGAAAGGAGCAGCAUUUGGCCAUGUUCUUGUUUUCUAUUCCUGUCCUAAAUCAAAGAGCAUGGUUCUCAGGAAAACCGGGUCCCCAGUCAAACAAAAACAAAACCUUGUAGUUUCUUAUAGGAAAAAAGGAAACCCCAAGUUUUAGCACUGAUACUAUGUAUUGCUCUGUUAAAGAAUUUUCUCUGCCAAAAAAAAAAGAAAAACAAAAAAACGCUUCAAGCUGGAGUUUGACGUUCUGCUUCAGAUGCCGUCUUUUUAUUAGUGUGAUGAUGGUUUGCUAAUGAUCAGUAGGGAAUCAUUUUUGUAAUUCCAUCAAGUGGCUCUGUUCCUGCUGUCGUGACUGUGUUAUGUCUAAUGUUGUACCUUAAAGCCGAAAUCAGUAACUAUGCAUCCUGUAAGCACGGUUUGGGGCUUACAGAGUCGUUCAUUGUAGAAAGGAAAUUUUAAAUGUUGUUGCAAACUAACGAGUUACACCAUUUUUACACUUUCUUUCUCUCCUCCCCCCUUUUUUUGCCCACAAAUGGUAUUAUAAUGCUUGCUUAGUCACAGGAGAGACUAAACAAGGGUAAAAAUUUUAACAGAGAAUUUGCCAUCAUUUCAUUGCCUUGAUUCUAACUGUUUGUGUCCUAUGAUGCAAAAGAAGUCAGUGGCUUUUAACUGUUUACAAAUAGAAUGUGAUUGUAAAUGUACAGUUUGGUUGUGUUUAAUUAUGAAAUUUCUUCAGAUAUAAUAAACCAUGACUUUUUGGCUGCUCAACAUCAACUGUCUCUUUUUUGUGAAUUUAUUUGUACGCUCUUUUUUAUAAUGAAAGUUUUCAAGUUGCUAUGUAUGAGGGUUCUCAUAGAGCAACCGAUUAAAAAUAUAAGCAAAUAUUGGAACAUUUUAACUGAACUUAUCCACAAUCUCACCCUGAAACAAUGUGAGAACAACGGGAGACGUAGCUGACUCCCGCCUGCCCUCCGCGCCUGUGGGACCUGCUGCUCAGCGCUCCUGUGACUCAUCUUCCCCGCCAUCCGUGCCCAUCGCAGGCCCAGCAGACACGCGGAGCAGGAGGCCCCUGCCCGGAGUGUCUGGUGUGAGCUCAGACCUCUUCCCGCCCCGCGGCCUCCGGCCGGCUGUGCUCGCUGCGCCGGGCUUCGCCGCGGCCACUCGCCGGGUGUAAGCCGUGUUCCGUGCAUUCGAUGUGUAUUGACUUCCACACUGGUUUUUCCAAAAACCAAAGGUAGCUUCGAAAAACCACGUCUGGAAAUGUUUGGGACGUCACGCUAACUGACCUUUGGGGCUUUGAGUAGUACAUAAUUGACUUCAUAACUGCGUUAAUUGUAUCGUCCAAGUGUUUGGGAGUUUUUUGCGCUUGUUAUGUGGAAAUAAAGUGUUUGAUUAAAAAAUGA